UCAUAUGUACUAUGUUACUUUUUAGAAUGUAAACAUCAUUUCAUAUUUAAAAUGUUACAAAUAAAUGUUGUUCUGAAAAAAACUCGUAUGAUAUUCUUCACUUCUGUUAACGUGUUUUGUUGGAGUCACUGCAUCGUAGAGUAUGGAGGAGAAUUAACUUUGUUGACUGGUCCCUCCAUGCAACCAACUUUUAACCAAUACCAAGACAGUACUAUAGUCUUUACAUCACGGUCAAUAUGGAGAAAAUUUCAAGUUGGUGAUAUUGUAGUUGCUCGAUCACCUAGCAAUCCAAAACAAAUGGUUUGCAAAAGAAUAGCGGCUGUUGAAGGGGAGAGAGUUGAACGACAUAAGGUAGUUCUGGGUGAAACCACUAAAAAAUAUAUAAAGAUACCAAAAGGUCACGUUUGGUUACUGGGUGAUAAUUCUAACAAUUCCACUGAUUCUAGAAGUUAUGGUCCAGUACCGUUAGCUCUUAUUCGUGGUAGAGUUUGCUUUAAGAUUUGGUAACUCUUUCGAAAUUUGGUUUUUGGAGAAGAAUGCUACUUUCAAACUAUGUUUCUCAUAUAAAGUUUAAAUUUAUUCUAUAUACAAAUUAAAUCGUACGAUGUGUAAUGUCAAUAUACUUAGGAUAAUAAAAUAUAGGAUUUCUAUAAAA
Messenger RNA from Hydra vulgaris (swiftwater hydra), 655 nucleotides. Its product is annotated as mitochondrial inner membrane protease subunit 1. Lineage: Eukaryota; Metazoa; Cnidaria; Hydrozoa; Anthoathecata; Hydridae. The record is from RefSeq and is a predicted model, not a curated record. Gene Ontology annotation, molecular function: serine-type endopeptidase activity. Gene Ontology annotation, cellular component: mitochondrial inner membrane peptidase complex; membrane.